Molecule: messenger RNA, 657 nt
Organism: Pleurotus ostreatus (oyster mushroom)
Lineage: Eukaryota; Fungi; Basidiomycota; Agaricomycetes; Agaricales; Pleurotaceae
Exons: 2
Coding region: 1-657 (218 amino acids)
Source: RefSeq, a predicted model, not a curated record
AUGGUGGCAAAAAAAGCCAAAGCCAAAGGUAAAAGCCAAAGUGGUAAGCGUCGCGGGCGAAAGGCCUGGGGUGAAGGCAGCAAGCUCGAGUUUCUACUCUCCUUUGAGGAAGAGUAUCUCAAAACGGCUGACCCUGGCGGUGUGUACACCAGAAUGACGGUUCAGUUUUUGGAGAAGUACGGCUACGACCUGCCGUUCGACUCCGAGCCUGAAGAAGGGGAUUCCCCAGUAAUACCCAACCUGGCAGACCUACCAUACGACCAGCGGAUUACAGAACAAGCAAGACGAGAAGCAAUCUACAUGAAAUUACGGCUUAAGAUCGGGAAUUGGAUGUGUCACCGCUUUCAUCGCAAACAAACUGACGAAGACAUGGUGGCCGACCUGCUGGAAACCAUGAGUCAGCUGACAGUAGAGCGACCACGACGACAAACUGCCAUGAACAUCUACUGGGCAGAGAACUACGCGACCAAGAUUCGCAAAGAGUUCCAGCAAUACUGGAAGACGGCUAAGCUGACCGCACCGCCUGAUUCACGCAUGUCAAUGUGUUCCGACUACGUCAGGGCACGAUAUGAAGACGAAAGUGAAGAGUACAGAUGUGCCCUAGAAAAGCGGGCCGAUGCCGAAUACAAACAAGCGAUGGACGAGUACAAUAAUUGA